Molecule: messenger RNA, 4330 nt
Organism: Stegodyphus dumicola
Lineage: Eukaryota; Metazoa; Arthropoda; Arachnida; Araneae; Eresidae
Product: kinesin-like protein KIF19
Biological process (GO): microtubule-based movement
Molecular function (GO): microtubule binding; ATP binding; microtubule motor activity
Source: RefSeq, a predicted model, not a curated record
GAAGUUUACGAGAAGACGGCGAAAGAUUUGGUGGAAAAUGUCGUCGAAGGAUACAAUGGGACUGUCUUUGCGUAUGGCGCCACGGGUUCCGGUAAGACGUAUACAAUGGUAGGAGAAGACGAAAAUCCCGGAAUCAUGGUACGAGCUUUGAAAGAUCUCUUUAAAGAAGUUAACACGAAGCACAAAAUCUACGACGUCACCAUGUCGUACCUUGAGAUCUAUAAUGAAAAUAUUCGUGAUCUUCUAAAUCCUUCACCAGCACAUCUUGAAUUAAGAGAAGAUGCGAAAGGUAAUCACCAGGUAGCAGGAUUGUCUGAAAUGGAUAUAUCCUCGUCGGAGGAAGUCAUGUCAUUAUUAAUGAGAGGCAACAAAAGAAGAACUCAAGAGUCUACUGGAGCCAACAAAACAUCUUCGAGAUCUCACGCAGUUCUUAUGGUUCAGGUAAAGAAACGGAGUCCUGCGCAUAGCCAUGAGCAGAAAAUGCGAACUGGUCGCUUGUACAUGGUAGACUUAGCUGGAUCUGAAAGAGCGGCACAAACACAGAAUACAGGAAAACGGCUGCUUGAAGGAGCACACAUCAACAAGUCUCUUUUGGCUCUUGGCAACUGUAUAAAUGCUUUAGCGGAAAGGAAUUCCAAGUAUGUUAAUUUUCGGGAUAGUAAGCUUACACGCAUACUUAAAGAGCCAUUGGCUGGAAAUUGUAGGACGGUCAUGGUUGGUCACAUCAGUCCUUCCCAUUUCCACUUUGAAGAGUCUAGAAACACUCUAGCCUAUGCAGACAGAGCGAAAAAUAUCACCACCAAGCUAAAGAGUAAUGUGUCUGACGUUUCAUAUCACGUGGCUCAGUAUCAGACAAUCAUUAACGAGCUAAGGCAAGAGAUAGAAACUUUGCAUCAAAGGAUACAAGAAUCUAAACCUUCGCCUACUCCUGACGAAACGAUUGAUGGUAAUAAAGAUGAGAAGAAACUAACAGAUGACGAGAUGAAAGAACUAAAGAAACAGCUAAUAGAAUCUUUCAACACUCAAAUGGAUGUCAGGAGGAGAAUGAUGGAGAUAGAUAAUACACUUCUUGCUCAGAGCAUAGAAUUUGACAAGCUUGGCAUGAUUAUCAGCGAAUGGGAAACAGAAAAAGCUGUAUCUGCUUUAGAAAAUGGGGAAGAAGAUCGGAGUAGUGAAAGUGCCAGUAGUAAAGACUACGAAAAAGAAGAGAUGCCGGAAUACGUUGCUCAAGCAUUUGAGGAUUUACAGUUCGUAAAAAGCCAACAUCACAGAUAUUUGCAAAUGCGUGAGGACUGUGAGACGGAUUAUAAUAAUUGUAAAAAGAAGACGAUAUCGGUAACCGAAUCUCUUACUGAGAAAGCCAGUUCUCGAGAACAGAGAGAACUUCUUCAUCUCCUUACUCGAGUUUACGAGCUUGAAAUAGAGAAGUUGGAAAUGCAAUCUGCUCAGUUGUGCAGGGAUCAUGAACUGCGGUGCAGAGAUCUAAUGAUCCUCCGCUACGACAGGCAGCGACAGUUAUGCGAUGAGAUUAUCACAAAGCAAAGAAUCCUAAUUGACUCUUUGGCAACAGGAGAAAAAACGCAGAAUGCAACCGCAAGGAGAGAACUGAAUGAAUUGUAUCGAAUUUACCAACAAGAAAUACAGGAAUUAAGCAGCGGCAGAAAUUCUAGCCAGCUUAGUCUUUAUGGAAAUCUUUAUAGGCCAACCUCUAGUGGACUGCGUCCUCUUGGCAGCAGUGGCAGUAUGCUGGAGCUCCAUCAACUUGAUUCUAAUAAAUACACUGACACUACUGCUUCCAAAAACCCCAAUCCACUUCCUCCAAUAGGAUCGCACAGUGAAAAUGGGGAAGACAAACGCUUGUUUCAAAGGAGGAAACGUGAGCCAUUUCGUCGUGGUUCGGAUGAUGAUUGCUAUGGAGGUGCUCACUUACCGCCCCUAUCUAACGGGUCUCUGGAGUUCAGGAACCGUCGAGCUAAUUCCAGAUUUUCUAACUCCUCUUCCAAUUCUUCCACAUUCAUAUCAGAUCAGAGGUCUAUUUCUCUCAGCAGUCCAUUUGAGUAUACAUCUUAUUCAAAUAGCAGUCCAAACGGAAGAAGCAGUGACUGUUCUGAUCGCCAAAAGCUGAAAAGAUUAGAAGAAUCAGAAGAGCCGCUGAGGAAAAGAUACGGUUUGCUGCCUUCGCUCAGAAUACGUCGCGGUCGAGGAACAAGUUCAGAUUCUGAGGUUCUUGCAUACAAUAAAUUGAAAAAAUUACAGAAGGAUCCGAGUAACAUAAGCACCAAAAAAUUCCAUCCAGAAGGGCUUAAACACAGAAUUGCAGAAGAACGGAGGACAAAAAUUUGGGGUAAUGGCCAAGGAUUUGGCUAUUAAAUCCAUAAACCAAUCUUGAAAUAAAAAAAAAAUUCAUUUUCAUCGAAAUAUUUUAUAUAUUGAUUCAUCGAAAAGAGUUUGAAAAGUCAAGAAUGGGAACAUUAUAUUAUUGCCAGGCAUUUCUUAUUUGCUUUACAAAUUAAAAGCAACUUGUGCUUCCAAGAAAAUGAACUAGUACAUAUUGAAAGAAAUGUGUUUCUGAAUUUAUAAAAACAUUGUGUGCGUAUGUAAUCAAGCGUUAUUUACUGAGCAGAAUGAGAAGAUAAACAGAACUGCAGUAGUUUGAAGCUGUGUAGAAAUAUUUCUUUUUAAUAACUGCAGAGUUGGCAGAAGCAAAAUUUGUAUAAUAGAAGUUUCUAUUCAAUAUUUUUGUUAUGUAUAAAACUAUAUACUUCAACUGAUAUAUUAUUAUUUUUCGUGUUUUAGUUUUUUAUUUCAUUUUAUUUGUCAUGAAAUGAUUAGCAUGAGUUGUAUUUUGAUGGAUGAUAGAUGGAAGACUGUUUGCUUUCUAUGCAUUUUGAAAACUAACAAAUUCAGAGUACUGGGAAUAAUUGAAGGCUUGAAAAAAAUUUUCCAUCCAUCUGUCCAAAAAUAAGUUGUGUCAGAUUUUGAAAAUCUGUUUCCUCUUAUCUAAAGGUAUUUCUUAAAUUUUACUAAUAAUUUGUUUCGUUCAUUUUACAAUAAAAUAUGCAUAAUAAGAAAUACCUAAGAAAUUGUCCAUAUGUACCAGUUGAGUUAUCUGGUGGAGAAACACGAUUUAGCUCUGUCGUUAAUGUUCAGAAUAUGGAAAUUCUCUUAUGUUAAAUGAAAUGUACAUAAUUUAAUUUUUAAUUUAAGGAAGUUAGCUUUCGAUUUUAAACUUGCCUUCGUAUCCUAUUUUCCUUUUGUUAUUAAUUUCUUCUAUUAUGGAACAUAACGUUGUUAACAUGGAAGAUUGUAGCUGCCCUAGAUCAAAUUCAGUCAUUUUCAAUAAAGGAAGAAAUAAUCCAAAUUUUGUUUAGAACUGGAAUCAUGAAGGGUUCCCGAAUCUUUAAUAGUAAAACAAAAAAGAAAAAGAAAAAAGAAAGAAGAAAGAAAGAAAAAUACUUUUACUCAAUAUUUAUAAAGUUUUUGUUUAAGAAAAUUUUAGGAAUAAUAGAAAUAAUUUUAGGAAUAAAAAAUAGGAAUUUAAGGAGUGCAAAUGUAGUAAUAAAAUUUUUAAAAAUAUACCUGUAUAUAUUAAGAAGAUAGAAAUGAAAUUUAGUAAAAUAAAAACAUAAUUAAAAAACUUGAAUGAUAAAAUUAAUUUUUCCCAAUAUAAUAUGACAAAAUGCUUAUGAGCAAUUCAGAUUUUUUCAUGCCUUUAAAAGUUUUUCAAAUAAAAGCAACCAUAGAUGGGAGGAUCAUUUGAAAAGUUAACAGAGAUAAACUUUAAAUAUGAAACGUUAAAUUAUUUACAGGCAUUUAAAAGUGUGGACUGUGGACUGGAUGUAAGUAAAGCUAAUACUUCCAUUACUUUGAGAUAAUAUGCUUAAUGUAUUUUCAGAGCUAAGAUCUGAAAUAUUAGAAUGGUGGAAAGAAUGCGGAUAUACAGAUUUCCAAUUUUCGAGCCUUUUUUAAGAUUUGAGAAUCCGAAAGUUUCAUCUGAAAAUAUUUCUGAUUUGUUGUUGUAAAUUUACUAAUACCACUGGUUUAAUGUAAGCAACGUAAUUUAUGUGUUCGAAAUUUAUGUUUUUUAAUUAUUCAUGUGAUGGGAAUGCAAUUCAUGUUUGGAUUUAUCAAGCGCAUUGCUUUGUAUUGUCUUAUAUGUAAGUAUAGUACGACAACAGCUUUUUGAAGCUCAAGAUAUAUUUAUUUGCUGCUUUUUUUUCUUUUUUAUAAUUCAGUAAAGAUGUUGAAUAUUUAUUUACUUAUUAUUUUUUGUUUUCAUGUUAUCUUUUCUUCGGAACAAAAUUUUUGUUAUAAUUUCUUAUUGCAUAAA